AUGAGUCGUACCAAUUAUGGAGGACCCAAGCUGCCUCGUACAUUGCUAGACCAAGUGGAAGGUGGACGAGUAUCGAAAGGAAGAAACCAGCUUUCUCGAAAAGACAGGCGGAAAGCCGAGCGCAUAAGCAGCAAGCAACGCCCAUCACGAGCACGCGCGUCACAAGAUUAUGCUCAGAGAGAAACCGAGCCAGACAGCGAGUACGAUGAAGCUUCGCCAUCUCCUCCGCCGGCGCAGCGUACGAAGUCGAUAUUGAAGAAAGAAAGAUCGCGCAAAUCACCCACCCCCGAUCCUGAAGAAGCGCCGAGACCACCUGUGGUGUCCAAGGCUGUGAAGGCCAGAUUGGAAGACGACGAUGCAGAGAUAGCGGCGCUGGAGAAGAGACUUGGAUUCAAGGGGAAAAAGAAGAGAAGGACAGGCGAUGACGAGCUAGAUUGGCUGGUCUAUGGGUCAGACGGCGAAGAGGAGGCCUCUGCCAAACGUAAAAGACCAGAAGACGAUGACUGGCUGCGAAAUAAGAGGCGAAAGGGCACGGGCGCGGGUAUCGAUCUGUCGGAAGAAGAGUAUGAUCAUGAAGAUGAAGACGAAGACGAUGCCAUUGAUGAGCUUGACGACCCUCUCUCCGAGGAUGAGGUGUCGGGAAAGGAAGAUUUCGAAGGAUUUGAUGAUGAAGAUGCCGGUGAUAUUGAAGACGAAGAACACGUCGCGGAAGCAGCAAUGCCCCCGCCGAAGAAGCCGAGAGAGAACCCAUACAUUGCGCCUAUCGCGCCGUCAAGCGGCACCGCCAAAUACGUUCCCCCUUCGCUUCGCAAGGCAGCUGAGUCUGACGCAGAGGUACUCGGGCAGCUGAGAAGACAGCUUCAGGGCCUACUCAACCGACUGUCAGAGUCCAAUAUCAUCUCGAUCCUCACCUCAGUCCAAGAGAUUUAUGCUAAGAACGCUCGCCAGCAUGUCACGUCAACUCUUAUCGAUCUACUGAAAGGACUCGUAUCAGAUCCAGCGGCUCUGAACGAUACCUUUCUGAUCCUUCACGCCGGGUUCAGCGCAGCCCUGUACCGUGUGUUGGGCCCUGAUUUUGGUGCCCAGCUCCUCGAGAGCAUUGUACAGGCGUUUGAUGACUUUCACAGCUCCAACUCGGGAGGGAAACAAACUGUGAAUCUUGUCUCUUUCUUAUCGGAUUUGUACAUUUUGAGUGCGAUAGGAUGCGAGAUCAUCUUCGACUACAUCAAGAUUUUGCUGGAUAAGGAAAACUUCAGCGAGUCGAACACCGAGCUGUUGCUGCGUAUCAUACGUCGAGCUGGGACACAGCUACGCAAGGACGACCCAACUGCGCUUAAGGACAUUGUACUUCUUCUGCAAAGAACCAUCUCUGCUGUCGGCGAGCCUAAUAUCUCUGUCAGGACGAAGUUUAUGGUUGAGACGAUUCACGACCUGAAGAAUAAUCGCAUGAAGACGGGUGUCGCGGCCUCGAAUAUCUUUUCUGAGCACAUGCAACAGAUGAAGAAGACCUUGGGAUCUUUGAAAUCGACGAAGACCACGGAGGCCAUGCACAUUUCCUUGUCAGAUAUUCGGGAGAGCGAGAAAAAAGGCAAAUGGUGGCUCGUGGGCGCAAGCUAUCGUGAUCCAGCAAAGAUGGCGUCAAACAUUACAGUGAAGUCGGACAAUACAGUCACAACUAAGGCAGAUGCAACCCAAGACGACGAACACUCGGACGCUGGAUCGGACUCGCCAAACCUUGACAAGAUCGCGCGGGAGCAAGGUAUGAAUACUGACAUCCGGAGGGUCAUCUUCAUCUCCGUCGCCGGUGCUGUGGAUGCCCAGCAUGCCUUCAUUCGCGUUCAAAAGUUGAAUCUUAAGAACAAACAACGUCUCGAAAUUCCAAGAGUUCUGCUUCACUGUGUUGGCGCCGAACCGGAAUACAACCACUACUACUCCCUUGUUGCGACACACUUCUGUGGCGACCACAAACUCCGCAAAGCCUGGCAAUUUUCUCUUGUCGAUCUGUUUCGCAGGGUGGGCGAGGCAGCUGCUGGUGCAAAUGGAGACGAGGAAGAAAGCGGAGAUAUUCAGGUACGACAGGUCUACAAUAUUGCGAAACUCUACGCUGCCCUCGUAAGCGAGGACCUCCUGCGAAUCACUUUGCUCAAGCCACUGGAUUUCUCGGACUUGCAGCCCAAGACCAAAAUCUUUGUGCAGGUAUUCCUCUCCACAAUUUUCAUCUCGCUUCGGAAGAAGGCACAUAAAGAAGGAUACGAAAACGCCGUCAAAGAGGCUUAUCUGCAUGUCCACUCGGUGCCAGAGAUGAUAUCGGGCUUGAAAUACUUCACUAGUACUGUUCUCUCUGCUGCCGAACUAGCGCAGAACAAGAAGGAGAAGAGGAUCAUCCAGCUGGGCUGUGAUUUCGCUCUUGAGGCAAUGUCAGCAGCACCGCCGCAAAGCAAUCUCACUUUGGAGGACGACCUGGACCCCAGCUCGGACUAG
This is a messenger RNA of Lecanosticta acicola, 2481 nucleotides long. NCBI's taxonomy places the organism in Eukaryota, Fungi, Ascomycota, Dothideomycetes, Mycosphaerellales, Mycosphaerellaceae. The record is from the annotation of a GenBank genome assembly.